UAGUUAAUCAUUUCUCUCUCUCAUACACACACAAUUUCUCUCUAAUCACAGUUUCUCAGACUUCAGACGCCGUCUCUUCCGUCUCCACCUCUCGUUCUCUCAACAUCGCUGGCAAUCGAUCUCUGCAUCAUCUCCGAUGGACGAUUUGCAUCUCGGCCUUAAAUCCAACAAUCGGUUCGAAAAUCGAUUGAAUUACUGAUCUCUCAAUCCCAAUCUGGGUCCACAAUCUACCCUAAUCCACAGCUCACACGAUGAAGAUUGACAAUCGACCACAAUCAUUGUCGAUUUCAAAAAUAAUCACUACAUAUUUCAACUGGAGGCAAGCAAUCGAAGUUAAUCCUUCUUCAUAGUGUCGUAACCCAAGAGCUUGUUACACAUUCAGAUGAACUGAAUCUUUGUUUUCUUCUUUUCCACCGUUCAUGGCGGCAGAUCUCACUUUCAGGUAAUGCUUCACUUGCAUUCUCGUUUUCACUUUAUCGAUUAUUGUUUUCAUUAGUUCAUCUUCUUCAUUGUUAUUUGUUCGUGGAAAAAGAGAAGAGUUUGGCAACUUGUACUUUCAUGGGAAGGUAUGACUGGUCACCGGUGUAUUAUUAGAGCUCUCACCUACCCGUCCUGUCUCUGAAAACCCCAAAUCCCAAACCAAACCCACCUUCUUCGACUAGUUCAAUUCUAGUCAAGGAGAACCAGGAGCAUCUCUCUGGCCGGAGAAAAUGGCCUCACCGUCACAGAGCAACUUGUUCGUGGUACGCCCGAUGGAGUCUCCGGCGACCGUAGCUCCUCGAUUUACGGUGGCGAUCACAUUCAAUUCACACAGCGGAGCAGCAGGUUCCGAAAAUGUUUCUAAAUUGAGCAUUAAAAGAAGUGGUAGAAGAAGUAAGUUAGUUUUGGUGUCUUCACUGGGUAAUCACAGCAACAGUAGCACCGAUAGCGAUGGUAAUAGUAAUAACAAGGGCAAGGCGACAUCAUCAGUGCCUAGCUCGAAUUAUGUCGUACCCUUGGACAAUCCCUCCUACUCAUGCAUCACUCGUCCCGUAGAUGAGAUUCUUCGAGACCUCAAUAAGCGGAUCCCUAAUAACAUCAUCGUUAAAUAUCCGGAUAGUAUCCAAGCGACGUCCAUCCCCUGGUACCAUUCCAACAGGAUGUUGAGUUUCUAUGCUCCAGGUGCUUUUCUUGAACAUUGCAUUUCCUUUUUCAGGAAAUAUGUGUUAGUUUCCCAAUUUCAAUUCUCAUUUAUAAACCUACCUGGUAGCCAAUUUUGAUAUAAUGAAUAUUUCUAUUUUGUAAUAAUAAUUAUUUAUGCAGGUGUUAGAAUUGCUUGAAAUAAUCCAGUUUAGGUCUCUAGAUACAACAAUGAAGCAUUCCAAGUUUCUUUCUCACACAAAAUUUAGACCGGUGGUACAAUCCAACUUUUACUUUUUACACCCAAAACAUAUUUUUACUAUAAUAAAAUCAUGAUUAUUUGAAGAAAUUCCUUUUUUGUAGGCUGAUGAUAUUCUAAAUGUUGUAUUAUUAUGAAACAAAAAUCCAAGUUUUUUUCAAAAAAAAAACUUGGAUUUUGUAAUUUCAGUUGGAGUUGUAAGAACCAUUUUUAAAGUUACUGUAGCAAAUCAUGCCUGUAAAGUAAGCUUUUCCAUAGUUUCAAUAUGAAUUUAGAAAAUUACAUAGUUUCAAUCAUGUGAUUCACAUAUCAAUUAUAUGUGAUUCCCAUGUAAAUCACAUAUGAAUUACAUGUGAUUCACAUGUAAAUCACAUAUGAAUUACAUGUGAUUCCUUGUAAAUCACAUGUAAUUCAUAUAUGAAUUACAUGUGAUUCACAUGUAUAUCACAUGUAAUUCACAAGUGAAUCACAUAUGAAAUAUGAAUUACAUGUGAUUCACACAUAAAGCACAUGUGACUUACAUAUAAAUGUAAUUCACAAAUGAAUCAAAUAUGAAUUACAUGUGAUUCACAUAUAAAUCGCAUGUGAUUCACAUAUAAAUCACAUGUAAUUCACAUAUAAAUCACAUGUAAUUCAUAUGUAAAUCACGAGUGAAUCACAUAUGAAUUACGUCUAUAUGCACACAUGCAUUUUGUGUGAGUGCUCUUUGUUUUUAUUUUCUUGUGAAUUUCACAUUUAAAUCUUAAAAGAUACAAUCACAUGUGAAUAACGAACUUGCAAAACGGAUCUGUUUAUCAUAAAGAGAUUCGUUGUUCCUAACCUACUUCACCUUAAUUGUUAUUUGAACAAGUAAAAGUUAUGUCUUGGUCCGAGUGGGGAUAACAUUUCUCUCCUGCAUGUCCAUGGAGUUUUGAAAAAUCCAAACAUCUCAGAGAUAGAUAGAGACGUUGGAAUUUAUCGAACGAACCGCAAUCCUUCGUAUACGUCAGGAAUCCAUUGAUGAGAAGGGGGCAGGGGAAAGCUUGAACCCAAUUCCUAAAAUGAUGAAUAUGAGCGCAAUUGAAAUUCCUAAGGAGUUAUGCAUUUGUGUAUUGAUAAGACCAUUCACUAUUUCUUAAAGCUUGAUCUCUCCCCCGGAUGAACCAUAUAGCCACAUUAUAUAAUCGCAUAUCAAUCUUAUAUGAUAUAUACAUAUGUAUUUUUGUGAAGGUUCUUGCAUUAAUCAUUUUUUUUUA
Messenger RNA from Lactuca sativa (garden lettuce), 2613 nucleotides. The record is from RefSeq and is a predicted model, not a curated record. NCBI's taxonomy places the organism in Eukaryota, Viridiplantae, Streptophyta, Magnoliopsida, Asterales, Asteraceae.